AUGGCCGCUGAGCCGCCAACAUCGCUUGAGUACCUCUUCCGGCGUUGGGGGCUCGACCCUGCCCUUCGGCACCACCAUGGCCGGAGUCUUGGGAUCGAACAUCUGUAUCCUUGGCAAGCAAGUUGCCUGGCGUUGCCCGGAGUCGCAGAAGGACGGCAGGAUCUCUUGUACUUUGCGCCAACGAGCGGGGGCAAGACCAUGGUUGCUGAGCUUCUUUUGCUGCUCAGGGUCAUGGGUCUACCCCUGGCGCGUUCCACGGGAGAAGGAGAGGACGAGGAACGGGCAGCUACUGCUGCUGCCGCUGCCGUUGUGGAGAGCGGGGCGAUAACGGGUCUGCUGCGAAAAGUGGUCCUUCCCUUCGUCAGCAUGGUGACGGAGAAGGCCAAGCACCUGCAGAGUAUUGUGGCGCCCUACAACCGCGGCAGGCCUAAGAAGCAGAGGAUCCAGGCGAGCUCCUCACAGCAGCACCACCGGCAGUGGGGAGAAGCCCACCAUGGUGAUGAUUACCCUGCAAGACAGAAGCGCCCUUGUGUGUGGAUUGUCCGCCAAAUUGUGCUCGAGCAGGUUAGAGCGCUACACGGGGCAAAGGGCGGCGACCUCAAGCACGCCCAGAUCGCGGUGUGCACGAUCGAGAAGGCGAACGGCCUGGUCAACCGCAUGGCGGCUGCCGAUGAGCUGCACGAGCUGUCGUGUCUCGUGGUGGACGAGCUGCACAUGAUCGGGGAUGGCAGACGAGGCGUUGGUAGUAACAAGCCGGCACCGCUGAGACAGCACACCCAGAUCGUGGGUAUGAGCGCGACGCUGUCCAACGGUGCGGAGCUAGCCAAGUGGCUCGGUGCGACUCUCCACGUGUCGGACUUUCGGCCCAUUCCUCUGGACGAGAGGAUCGUGGUGAUCAUCUUCUGCUCCACCAAACAAUUCUGCCACAACUGUGCUCUCAAGGAAACCAUCCCUCAUGGAGUCGCCUUUCAUCACGCCGGCCUGGCCGACACUGAACGAUCGGCGAUCGAGAAGGCGUUUCGAUCCGGAGCACUGGACGUGCUCGCGGCGACUUCGACCCUUGGCGCGGGGGUUAAUCUCCCUGCAGGAAGAGUUAUAUUGAGGAACAUCAACGCCGUUGGAGGGGGGUUGAGCGCCACAAGGUUUUCGUCGGAUGUCGUAGUGAAGGGGGGAUCAGUCGCCGUGCUAGACCAGAAGAAGUACACCACCCGAACGGCUCGUUCGGCGGAACCGCGUUUUUUUAACGUUUUUUCGUGCCCUGUCCUAGCGACGGAUGAGCCGCCUCACGUUCCCACAGACCCCUUGCAUCCACCAUCCCCUUCCGCCCUCUCCUCUCCGCGCCCAACUUCUGCCUGCCGGUAUGCCUACCUGAAACUGCUCCUGAUGUACCGGUCCUGCUUACCAGCAAUGCUUCUCAAGUGCACGUUGAUCUUCCACCAACAGCCCGACGAAGCUGCCCGCGACCGGCUCCACGACUACGCCUGGGCAGCCAUACAACUCCUCAUCGACGAGGGCUGCGUGGAGCUCAUCCAACCGCCGACCCCGGCUGUGCCCAAACCAAUCGCCACCGCCGCAAAGGCUCCCGCUUCCGCCUCCCUCGUUGCUGCCACUACAAGUAUAUCGGGAGGAGGAGGAGGAGGAGGAGGAGGAGGAGGAGGAGGAGGUGGAGGCAACAAGCGCGUCGCAGAUACCGCUACACACGUCCCCGCUACGUACGUCCCGGUGACGAAACGGUCGAAGCCCACUGUCGUUGGACAGAAGGUGGGGGUGCAAACACCACCCGUUGCACACAAUGACACCGCCGCCGCCGCGAGAGGUCGUCGUGCUACCGCGGCGAUGUCGUGCGAAGCUCAGGAUGGGGACUUCCGCAAGGAGCCCAGAAGCGGUGGUCUUGGUAGUGUAAGCGGGGUGGAGGAGGCGGGGAGCGAUGAUCGAUUACUGGUGCCCACCAAGCUAGGGCUGGCCAUCUUCCGCAGCUCGAUGCCGCCUGGGGACGGGCUGAUGAUCUACAGGGAUCUGUCAGAGGCGAAGAACGGAAUCAACCUCCGCCACACCCUCUACCUGGCCUACCUGCUAACUCCAUUGAGCCCGCCGGCGGGACUCAAGCCGAACUGGGAACGGUUGCGGGCGAUGUACGCCAGCGCGCAAGCUGCGGCGGCAGAAACGCCCCCAGGCCCAAACGCUCACCUCGUCGAAGACCUCCACAAAAUUGGUAUCACAGAGAGCCAACUGCACCUGUGGGCGUCGCGGGGGCCGGGCGGGGGCACAAGGGAGGCUCCGCUGCUAUCUCCGACGGCCGUGCAGCAGGCUGCUAGUGCUAGGCGCGGAGGCCUCGGUGACGACGGUAAAACGGGGACCAGAAGAGAUGUCCGCGGCGGGACGAUCGACUCUCAGUCUCCUGUGGCGAAGUCGUACGGCAUGAACAAGGGGGAGCUGCAGAACUUGCGACAGUCGACUGCCACCUUCUCAGGAAUGGUGGCGUCGUUCCUCAAGGUCCCAGGCAUGUCUCGGACGGAAGCCAGCGCCCUGUUCCAGGAAGGCAUCGUCAACGCCAAAAGCCUGCUGUCAGCUUCUAGCGACAGGGUGGCCACGGCCCUCAGGAUCAACGUGCCGUUCCGCUCUGCCACGAAAGAGGGGAGGGGUAAAGACCGAGGCGCGGGGGAGUGCUUCCGCUUCGAGAGAAGGGCUCAGAUGCUCGCGGAUUCCGCUAGAGCGGUAGACACCAAGAGAGAGAAGGGUAACAAGGCGCAGGCGAUGAAGCUUCUCAAGGCGGUGCGUAGCAGGCUAGGGAGCGGCGGCGGAUCAGUCGGCGGCGAUCUGGCGGAACUAGGCGGGGGAAACGACCUCGUCUGCGUUGUGCCCAAGGGCCGGAAGCGCAAGCGGUCUCGGGAGCUGAGCUCCGGCCGUAGACCGGGGCAUGGCGGUGGCGGUGGCGGCAACCUAGGCGAAACAGGACUUAGCGAUGAUGGCGUUGAAAGCGGCAGCGAUGGCAGCAACAGCGAUGAAGACGACGACGACGAGGACGAUGACCUCAGCGAGGGGGGCGACGAGAUUGACAAUGCCGUCGCGGCGUUCUUGUCCGGGGUCGCGCAGGACAAGGACGACUCUGACGACUCUGACGGCGAUUGUGGUGGCGGCGGCGGAGACAGAGACGGCGAUGUGGGCAGCAUCGACGCGGAGGAAAGACGACCUCAAGAGGGCGGGGGUGGUGCUGGCGGGGGAGGUGGUUGCGGCGGACCGAAGCUGGACGACGGGAAGCAGGGGAUAAGGUCACUGGCAGCCCAACCAACGUCGGCGCGUGCUCCGUCUCCCCACCACCACCAACAGUCCACGGUACCACUGCUAGAAAUCCGCGAUUCCGCGGCAGGGGUAGCGCAGCAAGCACCGCAGCAUCGAGGAGCCGGUGGCGAUGGCCGCUUUCGUGGAUCUGUCCUUGCGAGAGCCACGCAGCGAGGGAUGGGCAAGUCAGAGGUUGCCCCCUCGGUGGGAUCGGGAGGAGCGAUCCAACGGUCUGGUCUGUUCCGCGGAGCUGGCGGGUCUGGUGGGCAGGGGCUGGUCGUCGCCGCCGAGCAGUCUCCCGCCACGUCGACGGCCGAAGCGUUGAUGACCCCAAGAAACAGAAGCUGUGGUAACGAGGGAAAGCCUGGCUCCCAUGAGAAUGACCGCACCAUGAGGACCCCCGUACUUCGGCUAUCCCCAGACUCCGGGUCGUCAUCCUUUCUGUACGAGGCCGGGACGGACAGUUGCCCGGCGAUCCUUGAUUCUGCCGACGGCGAGGACAACAACGAAGAUCACUUCCCUCUCGACGUAGGAGGAACAGAGUCAGCGUCUAGAAGCGAUUCCGCCGCCGCCGCCGCCGGUGUAGCUGAAGAGCAAGAGGAUUUGCGGGUCGGUCCCGCAUUUGCGGCGUGUCGUGGUCUGCGCGCUCCUACUGCCGGGAAUCAAGCAAGAGGGAGCCACCACAGCCCUGAGGGUAGGAGGCAAGGGGAUUCCACGGACGUGUUCGCCGGGGGGCCGGCGGCGGUGGCGGAGUUUUCAUCCGCGUGGCGGCGCUCGAAGUGCUUCUCCUUCGUGCUCGGUAGCCGCGACUUACAGUGGCUCAGGAACAGCGGCAGCAGUCACGGCGGGGGAGCGGGAAGAGGGGAUCGGCGUGCGUGGGAGUACCGGCGGUCAUGGGAGGCGCUGGUGGCAUCACCAGCGUUGCCAGUGGCGCCUUACACGGUUCCGUCGGGCGGGGAGGGCGGCGUUCCUCUGUCUCAGCGUGGGCAUGGAGAGUCGGCUUCAGCUCGCUGGGAGGCACUGCCCGGGGGCGUGCUGGAAUCUAUCGCCCUGUUUGUUGGGUUCCCUUGGCUGUGCGCUGGCUGCGGCAGCGAGUACACGAGGUGCCGCAGUCACAAACUGGCUGACGACGGCGUUGACGACGGCGGCGGUAAUGACAGCGGGAAGAGGCGCGGGCGCAAGCUCAGACCUUGGAACCAGGCUCUCCUGGUCUGCCGUAGGUGGAACGCGCUUGGGGUCGAGGCGCUUAACCGACUGGCAGCUGAAGAGCCAAGUGGUCGAUGGGGGUUGCUCAGAGACGUCAUGGAGGACAAGAACACGACAAAGGUCUGCCUGGAUAUGAAGGGCGCUCUGGUUUGCCUCCGAUCUCUCGGUGUGAACGUGAAAGGGCCCCUAGAAGACCCCGCCGUGGCAAGGUGGCUUGCGGAACCCCCCAUUGAGGACACCACGCAACUACAGCAGCAGCAGCAGCAGGUGAAACGGGCAUCGAAGAAGCGGAAGACACCGCUACCGCCGCCCCGCGUUCCUCCCGCGAGUCUAGCCCUAGCGAGGCCACCGGUUGAUGUGGUGGACCUCUGGUGCUUGCAGGCUGCGGCGACGCUGUCCUUUAUGGCGGAGAAGGAGCAGGCUCUCAAGGAUCUGAGCCUCACGCUCCCGUUCUUUCUUCUCGAGAUGCCGGCGGUUUCGGCGGCGGCCUUGAUGGAGUAUUCCGGUCUCGCGCUCAAGGUUGGUCUCGUCGUCGGCGCGCGCAGAGAAGUGGAGCUUCGCUUGGACGACCUCGAAAGACUCGGGGAACAGCUCGCGGGAGACUACGAGGAACUCGACGACAAGACGGCACUGGCCAGCCCCAAGCGCAUCCACGACAUGCUGUACGUGACGCUAGGGGUGAAGCCCCCGCCGUCUUGGACAUCCGGGAGGGGCAGCGGUGCCGGUAGCGGAGGCGCGUCAAAGCGGGCUAGCCUGGGACCGACGGACACCAGCAGCCUGCAGGAGCUGUUGAAGCAUCGCUACCUGGCACCGGCGAAGCGCUCCCUCGCAGGGCUGUUGGCGACGAAGCGACGGCAUCCGCACCUAGACGGAGUGCGCGUGAACCCUCGGAUCGACCUCUUCACGACGACGGGCAGGAUGAUCACGUCCGACCCACCGCUGCAGAACCUGGACCACAAGAUUGUCUUGACGAGAUCGUGGCGGACAAGCCUGGCCGAAGAAAUGGAGGCCGACGUGCCUGGCUUGGAGAUCGUGCCUCGGUUAUGGGCGGAUGCGAAGGGAGGGGGUUCCCAGUCAGGAGUCCGGGGAGCUGUUUCAUCGCCGCGUUUGAGUCCGGAGGCGGAGGAGGAGUUCCGAGAGGCGGUAAGGGUAGCCCUGGCCCCCAGAGGAAACGCGACCAUGAUGAGCACGGGUGAAAUCGUGGCCGUCGUGGAAGACAAAUGCCUCAACGACCCCGUCCACAGGCACACUGAUCCCGAUGGGGACGUCGGAAACGGACCACCAGCCGCUCGCGCUCCAGAAGACCCUGCCGUUGGCGCCGGAAGCAUGGCGUCUCUUUGGCGGGAAAGCGGUCACUCGUACUCCUCCUGGGAGGCAGAAAGCACGAGGCAGGUGUUGGUGAGGCUGGGCGGUCGACGCGGAAGGGUAUACAGCUACCCUGCUGAUAAGGUCUUCCGAGUGCAGGCGAACUUUUUCAGCGACGCGAAAGCCGAGGCCAUGAAGGAAGGGGGGCUGGGGGCCAGGUGUCCCUGGUUCGCCAAGGAAGCAAUGAUGAAACCCAGGGACAGCCUCGUAGCGUCCCCGGGGUAUGCUUUCGUGUCCGCUGACUACUCGCAGGUGGAAAUGCGACUGAUGGCCCAUCUCUCCGGCGAUCCUGAUCUUCUGAAAGUGUUUGCCGACGGAGGGGACGUGUUUCGGACGAUUGCGGCGGCACUGAAGGGAAGGGGCAACAAGGCCGAGGACAUCACAGAGGAGGAGCGUCGUCAGACAAAGAUCGUCGUGUACGGAGUGCUGUACGGGCAGUCAGCGGACGCCCUCGUGCCGCAGCUGCGCCUGAGCCGUCCCGAGGCCUUCAAGAUCAGGCAGACGGUGCUCAACACGUACCCGAAAUUGACCGAGUUCCUGAAGAAGGUUAAGGAGGACUGCAAGGAGUGCGGGUACGUGGAGACCCUGUUGGGCCGUCGUCGGUACUUGCCCCAGAUCAACUCGACAGACAAGGCGGAGAGGUCGAGAGCUGAGCGGCAGGCCGCGAAUACCACCACGCAGGGAUCCGCGGCCGACUUGCUCAAGCUUGCCGCAACCAACGUUGCUGCCAGGCUUGAAAGGUGCGAGUGGAUGUCAAGGCCGGCGGCUAAGCCCAUCUGCACCCCGUCUCGCAACGCCGCCGCCGGUGGGACCUUGUCCUCCGCGCUUGCUUCUGGCACUGCUGAUGCCACUGUUCCUUGUCGGUUUCCGCGAGACGGUGGUCGAUCUGAGCUGGCGAGACGUCCGGCGUGCCGCUUGGUCCUGAGCAUCCAUGACGAACUGCUGUACGAGGUGUUGGAACCACACGUGGCCGAGGUGGCACAGAUCGUCAAGGCUUGCAUGGAAGGCGCGUGCUCACUUUCCGUCCCCUUGGUUGCGCACCCACGCUGGGGGACCAAGUGGGGCAGCAUGGCGCCCAUGGAGGGCAUGAAAACUUCAAGGAAACUUAGGCGUUUAGCUGGUGCUGGCGCUGGUGCUGGCGCUGCUCAGUCAUCUUGAUCUCUGUAGGUCGUUGUGGUAGACCCGUACGUACGUACUAGGCGUGGCUGUGGGAGUAGUGUACUCGGACAUCGAGACGCAGUAAAGUCGGAGCGUUCACGUCGUUGGUGAUACCCCAUCCCUCGGGAGGAUGCAGGCGGGUGGAGGGAAUAGGGAUGUGCCGGCGAACCGUGAUUGUUUUUCAGGACUAACAGGUUAUUUGGGCACUUUUCUUCAUCGGUAUCACCAAGCAGUUGGAAUAGUAGGUAACAUAUUCCUUGUUUUGGUUUUGCUUGCAUGGCGUCACGUUGUUGCCCGACCGGGGUAUUGAUUAGGUUCUGCAUUUGCACAAUAGUCAGGCAAAGCGUAAGUGUAAUUAUGUCACAUCGUGAUAAUAUCUAGACUGCACUAAUCGCACACAGACGCUGCUGUGUGUUUCCUCGAACGUAGGCUGUAGUCUGUACAUUGCAUACAUAGACUAUGCACAAAAAGCAGAAUUUUGAAAUUUUGCCGUUGUGUCGUCGUU
This is a messenger RNA of Ectocarpus sp. CCAP 1310/34, 7513 nucleotides long. NCBI's taxonomy places the organism in Eukaryota, Phaeophyceae, Ectocarpales, Ectocarpaceae. The record is from the annotation of a GenBank genome assembly.